Messenger RNA from Lodderomyces parapsilosis, 2085 nucleotides. RefSeq names its product Hgt5p (gene HGT5). Gene Ontology annotation, cellular component: membrane. The transcript has a single exon. Gene Ontology annotation, biological process: transmembrane transport; carbohydrate transport. Gene Ontology annotation, molecular function: carbohydrate:proton symporter activity. The record is from RefSeq and is a predicted model, not a curated record. The coding region runs from base 1 to 2085 and encodes 694 amino acids. NCBI's taxonomy places the organism in Eukaryota, Fungi, Ascomycota, Pichiomycetes, Serinales, Debaryomycetaceae.
AUGUCAUACAAUCCACUAAGCAACAAUAGCAAUGAUAAUCAAGAUCCAUUUUCUGACCAAAAUAUCUUAUCCAUAGAAGAGCCAGCGGCUAUUCAUGCUACUGAACUGUUGAUAUCUACACAAGAACAUUUACACGAACUGGGGCCAUCUCACUUCAAUGACGACCUAAAAGCUGACAGUAGUAAGAAUUUCAAACAUAGUGAGUUUGGCAGUAGUCUGCUGGAACGCGCCGAGGAGGAGGAAGAAGAUGGAUACGACGAUGAUGAUGAUGAUGACGAUUAUGACAGGUUUGACCCAAUACAGUUUAAACACUCUGGUAAUGGAGGCGACGACAACGAGUUGGAGCGCAGUUCGACUGACUCAUUUACUGAUGAAUUUGGUAAUCAUUAUGCAAUCGAUUUCAACAACAAGGCUUAUACACAGAAACUUACCUUUAAAGGCAACAGAUUAGUUUAUUUCACAUCAGCGUUUGUCAGUUUAUUUGUAAGUUUAUUUGGAUAUGAGCAAGGUGUAUGUAGCGGUAUACUCGCUUUUGACACAUUUAAUGGGUUUUUCAAUACACCAGGACCAGCAAUGAUUGGAUUCGUUAUUUCAAUUUUGGAAAUUGGUGCCAUGGUUAGCUCUAUUUUGGUUGCCAAGAUAUCUGAUACUUUUGGCAGGAAAAGGACAAUUUUGUUGGGUACGUUUGUGUUUAUGAUUGGUGGUGUUCUACAAUCAUUUUGCCCCAACAUGUUUGUUUUCACUUUGGGCAGAGUGUUUAGUGGGAUUGGUGUGGGGAUCCUUUCUACAAUUGUCCCAUCUUAUCAAUGUGAGAUUAGUCCUAGUGAAGAAAGAGGGAAACUAGUUUGUGGUGAAUUUACUGGUAAUAUUACUGGUUAUGCUCUUAGUGUUUGGGUGGAUUAUUUUUGUUAUUUCAUACAAAAUAUCGGUGAUACUAGGCAGAAGCCACAUUCAUUCUUGGCUCAUUUAAGUUGGAGAUUACCGUUGUUUAUUCAAGUGGUUAUUGCAUUUGUGUUGUUUAUUGGUGGGUUUUUCAUUGUUGAAAGUCCUCGUUGGUUAUUGGACAAUGAUAUGGAUCAACAAGGUUUUAAUGUCUUGAGUUUAUUAUACGACUCUCAUCAAUCAUUGACUAAACCCAAGAGUGAAUUUUUCAUGAUCAAAAACUCCAUUUUACGCGAACGGAAAUUGACUCCAAAGUCAGAACGUACUUGGAGACACUUAUUAAAGCAUUACAAGAAACGAGUGUUUGUUGCUUGCUCUUCGUUGAUUUUUGCUCAAUUGAACGGGAUAAACAUUAUUUCAUAUUAUGCACCACUGGUAUUUCAAGAAGCUGGCUUUGACGAUGCUGGUGCAUUAUUAAUGACCGGUGUCAAUGGUAUCAUAUACUUACUAUCAACCAUUCCACCAUGGUUUCUUGUCGAUAGAUGGGGUAGACGUCCAAUAUUGAUUAGUAGUGGGUUAGCAAUGGGUAUUUGUUUGGUAUUGGUUUCAGUGUUUAUGCUACUUAAUCGAUCAUACACAGCAUCAGUCGUUGCCGUUCUUGUUAUCAUUUACAAUGCAUCGUUUGGAUUUGGGUUUGGGCCCAUCCCAUUCUUGUUGUCGGGUGAAUCAUAUCCACUUUCAGUACGAUCAAAAGGUGUAUCACUUGCCGUGGCAUGCAACUGGUUGAGUAAUUUCAUUGUUGGUUUAUUUGCCCCUAUAUUGCGUCAUAAUAUUAAAUGGGCCAUGUAUUUGUUCCCUGCUGGUUCCUGUUUUAUUAGUAUUGUAUGCGUCAUUUUGUUUUAUCCGGAAACUAAAGGUAUUGAAUUGGAACAAAUUGAUGAGAUUUUCGAUGAAUUUUAUUCAAUUAAUCCAUUCAAACGAGUGGUGGGUAGUUUUGAUAUGAUUUUGAGAAAGAGGAGAAAGAUUAGAGAUAAGCAAAGUAGACGCUUACAUGCAAAGUAUAAUAGAUUGAGCGAUGGACAUCAGGGAAGUAUCCACCGAUCUAGAGGUUAUCGUGGUGGUGGUGGUGGUGGUGAAGAUGAUGAUGAUACAUUUGAGUUACAAGCUUUGAAUGAAAUGGAUUAUGAGAAUCCAGAUAUAUAG